AUGGCGGGAACCCCACGCUGGACAACACCCCCGGAGGACAACUCGUCCUCUUCUUCCUCUUCUUCGUCUUCCUCUUCUUCCUCUUCUUCGUCUUCCUCUUCUUCCUCUUCUUCCUCUUCGUCUUCUUCCUCUUCCUCGUCUUUCUUACCUUCUUCUUCUUCUUCUCAGAGCGGGUGUGUUUCUUGCGGCGUUGUCGGGCUUCCGGAUUUCGCGGAUCCAGCGCGUGCGUCGUCGGCAUCUCUGCUGCAGCAGUGGCUGGUGCGUGCAGGAGGCCAGCAGGCGAUCUCCCGCGGUCUGGAGGAGCGGCGGAGCGCCGGGGGCGGUCACAUCAACGGUCUGGACGUCGAGGAGGUGAUUUUCUAUCUGCUGGAUGCGCUUCCCGAGUCGUGCGACGAGACCGCCUCGCCGCUCCGGCUCUUCGCGGACUUGCGCUGGCCGCCGCGCACCCUCCCUGAGGCGCGCGGACGGAGCGGCGCAGAAGAAGGCUGCGCACCGCGUGACACAGGCGCCGCACAGACGCAGGCGCGCCGAGAGAGAAACGCGGACGCGUGUCCUGACAGAGACGCUGGGGAGGAGGUUCGUGGACAUCCGGAGACCGCGCCUUCACUGGCUGUCUCUGGUCCCCAGGCUCUUCCGGCUGUUCCGCUGCGCGCGUCGCGACUCGGGUUCGAGAACCAAGACGCCGUGACAGACACCUUGUACUUGUUUGCGCAGAAACACCUGGCCCUCUUGCUCCUCUCCAUUCGCUCUUUCCUCGAGGUCCGCGUGACGCUCCACGAGCACCAACUCGCGCUGUUCUGUGUGCUCCUGCGCGCGCUGGGCCUCUGGAUUCUCCAGGAGACAGGACGCGCAGCGUCGGGGACCCCGCGAGAGAGAGAAGCCUCGGGCGACAGAGACAGUUCACCGGCGGCAGAGGAGGGGACGCGCGCGAGAGAAACGGACGCGCAGAGAUCGGACGCUCCCGCAGGGGACGAGGGACGAGGGACACAGUGUGCGAAAAGAGAGGAAGAAACCGUUGCCCUAUGGGAGAGCGAAUUGAUCAGCUUCUCUCUGCGCGAAUAUCCUCUGCUGAAACCUCUCGAUGGCAGGAAACUCUGUCUGGGAGUCGCCAUGAAUAUGAUUGGCGCUAUUCACCCGAAGACAGUUCUUCACGAACUCGCCAAGGAACUCAACAAAUCGCGCAAACAUGCGGCGCUUCCUCAGGUCUCUGAGCUCCUGCAUCUCUACUGUGAACUUCUUCCUCUCUUCCCCUCCCGCCUUUCUCUCUCCGACCCGAGUCGUCGAAUCCUUCUGUCUCUCCCCUCUCUCAUCUGCUCAUCCUACUCGCUCUCUCAACAACUGCCUUCUUCCCCUUUCGCUUCUUCCCCUUCCGCUUCUUCCUCGUCUUCUUCGACUUCCGCUUCUUCGCCGCCUCUGGCUCUCGCGCCCGUUGAAGCCGGCUCUGCGUCUCCGCGGAGUCUCUCGCCUGCGGCUGCGCUGCCCGGUCCAGCGCCCCUGGCGGCGCGUUCCAACCUGCGGCUAGCUGCAUGCAGUGCACUCGCCACAGCUGGUGCUCGCCUGGCGUUGCCCAGCGAGCAGGGCCUGCUGGCCGCCGCGCUUGUCGGGGUCGCGGGCCAAACGCAGGCUGCGCUCCAGGCGCUCGCGACCGCGGAAAAACCUUUCGGCACCUGCAUGCGCUGUGCAUGCAAGUCCCUCCGGAAGCAUCCGGGAGCGCCGGGAUGUUCAGACAGCUCGGCGUUCCCUGACGCGCGCGAGCAGCGCGCAGCCGGCUUUGCGGCCGGCAGGAGACUUGGAGCCGGAAGAAAAACUGGAGAGAGCCGCGCGGGCAGGCGCGGCGUCCAGACACCCGGCGCGAGGCAGCCGCUGUGUCUCGUUCUUCGACAUUUGCCUCCCGGAUGCGCGUCUGCUGGCAAGGGGGAGGAAGAAAGCGCAGAUUCAUCUGGAGACUUGUUUCCGGGAAAGGGGCGAGGAGCCGAGACGAAGGAGGACGGUGGAAAGGGCGGCGCGGGCGAACAAGACCCUCCUCAAGCGCCUCGCAGCCUUUGCGAGAGCCAGACGACGCAACUCCGCGCAGCAGCCGAGCUCUGGACACACAUCCAGGAAACGAUUAUUCCUCUGCUUCUUCUCGCGAGCGAUGAGGCCGACGGCGAGACAGAAAGAGAGGAGAAAAAGGAGACCGAAGACGCAAACUUCUUCGCCUGCUUCCACUACGCUCUCUCCGCUUCUCUCCAUCUCCUUCACGUCAUCUCCCACGAACACUUCUUCUCUGCACUGUCUUCUUCUUCUUCUUCUUCUUCUUCUUCUUCUGCGUUGAGUGCUCAGCUCGGGGGUGAGGACAGCCGCGCCUCGCUCGCGGAGUUCGUGGCGCACGUGCAGAUGCUGCUACAGCUGCUGAUGUUACACCUCCUGUGCGUCGUGCGGGGUCGAUCGGCAGCGCAGGCGGUCCGGAGGCAAGCGCGCCUCCUGCGCAAACGUGGAGGGGCGAGGAAAAACAAGAAGACGGGAAAGGACGGGGACAAGCAGCGACGCCGAGAGGCGCCUGCGGCCGCGGAGACGCGCGCGGGAAACGAGCAGACUCUCGACGCGAAGGGAGACAGAGAGACCGCGAAGACGGCAGAGAAGACGCAGGAAAGGAACAGUUUCUCUGCCGCUUUCCUGGAAGGAAACACUUUUUCCGAGUACGUCAAGUUCAGCACUCUCGUCCAGAUGGCGCUCGACGAAGAAGUUGGGGUGUACCUACAGUGCCUCGAAAGCGGGAGCAGCGCGUCGGCAGAGGAGAAAACGCAUUCGAGGCUCGGGGGGCCCGCAGGUCUGCCGGACCCUCGGGACGUCCAGUGUCUCUUGCUCCUCCUGCUGAGGUGCGCCGCUCUCGACUCGACCCUAGGCGCCGCCAGUCCGGCGAGGACAGAAAGGGAAGGACGAGGAGACGGAGACGCUCGCGGCGAGAAGGCGCGUCAGGAGCACACCGACGAGACGACCGAGACAGAACGCUCGCGUUCUGGUGAACCGCCUGAGACGGGAGAGACAUUUCGCGAGACGAUGGACGAUCAUCCGUUUGCGCGGCUGUUGCAGCACGAGAUAUCUCCCAUCCUCGUCACCUUGACCGCCGCGCUGUCUGCCUUCCACCGCUCCACGGUGUCCGCCUCUGCGGCUUCUUCGCAUGCAACCGAUCCUCCUCCUUCCUCGUCCUCGCCGUUUUCACCGUCUUCUGCGUUUCCACCGCCGCGCUCGCCAGCCGUCUCGUCCGUUGCCCCGCUCUCGCCUUCCUCUCCUGUAUGCGAUGCUUCUCGAGCGCCGACUCUUUUCUCGGCGUCUCCCUUCGCGUGGUCUCGCGAACCGCUUCUGCGCGCACGGUUUCUCAACCCGCUGGCCUUGGGGCCUCCGGGCGACGCAGGCGCCGCUCUCGCUGCUCUCAGCGCGAAUUCUGCGCUCUGGGCCUUGGUGACGCACCCUGUUCAGUGCCAGACUCGCCCCUGCUCGGAGGCAACGGGAGAGUCCGCCGCCGAGUCUGUCCAACCUUCCCGCACUCGCGCGCCUCGCGCUGACAGCCACGCACAUGCCUCCGUUCCCUCGCCUUUUUCUCUCUCGCCCUCUCUCUCUGAAGCGUCCCUCGCGGAAAUGGCUCGGGAAACUCGAGACGAAGAGACGAGAGAAGAGACCGCCAAGAGAGAACAAGACGGCGAAGAAGUAGGAGAAGAAGUGCGCGAAGAAGUGCGCGAAGAAGGGGGAGAGGAGACAAAUGAAGAUACAGCGGCCUGCCGAGGAGCUCUAGAGAGAGGCGAAAUUGCGAUUUCUGUUCUCAGGGCGAUCGGAUUCCUCGCGAGGUUCCAACCAACCUCGGCGCCGCUCUUUGCUGCUCUCCUCGAUCUGCUGAGGAGAGGUGCACAGCGGAGAGGCCGUGGCAGGGAAGGAAACGACGAAGCGCCUCGCGAAGAAGAAAACGCCGCGCGGGAGGCGCUCCUUGUCAUGGUCACACAAUUUGUCGCGGUUCUGCCUGUUCGCCCUUCCCUCGCUUCUGUUCGAGUCCGACAACUGAGACUUUCUGCGAACGACUCCUCGCCGCCUUUGCUCGUCCACUCCAGCAGUCAAGAGCGAAGGUCUGCCUCGUCUUCUCCGUCUCGUUCUUCUCUUUCUUCUCUUUCUUCUCUGCCUGCCUCGUCUCUCGGGGCUUGCCAGGGCGUGCCGUCCGAGGGGUUUCACAGGUCUCUGCAUGCGCCGGCGGACGGCGCACCGACCGUGUCGUCGCAGCCCGUCUGGCUCGGCUUCGCCUCCCGCCUGGCUCCGGUGUAUCUCCAGCCGCAGCAGGGCGUGCUGGCUGAGGGUUUGAUGCUCGUUCGGCAGCUGUUCUGCGUCGUCGCCGUGUACACGUUGCGGGGCGACGCGGUUCGCCAGCCUUCGCUCGCGACGGCGCUCCUCGAGUUGCUGCGGGGCCUUGCGCGAAACGGCUACUUCAGCCACGUCCCGCUCCUCGACGUCUUCCUUUCUCCCUCGAUCCGCAAACCCGUGUCGCCACACACGCUGGGUGCAUCCGCCUUCUCCCUUCUUCUUACCUUUGGAGACAUCGGAGAACAACGCAGCGAACGGACGCCGCUCCCGAGCUGCAAGCCUCUCGAUUCCUCCCCUCGCGGCCAGAGAUCUUCUCUUCCGAGACAGGAAGCGACGCGCUCAGGGGUGUCGACCCUGUCCCGGCGCAAACUGGAGGCACUCGACCUCGCGUUCGUCAGGAGCGUCAGCCUGAUGCGGCCUCCGUGGGAAGCGCUCUUGACGGUUGACGAGGACGGCGCUGCGUCGCCUCCGCCCUGGGACCAGAAUGACGUGGACGACUCGGCCGAAGAUGCGGAAGAUGCAGAAGAGGCGCUCGCUGGAGGCGGGCGGGGGGACCUCGGCGGUCGAGACGACCUUUCGCCCCACGCCAUUCUCUUCCAUGGACACGAAGGACGGCCUCCGGAGGACGCAGAUCGGUCGAGAAACGCGGGAGGAGAGGACGCCUCGUUCGCGUCUCUCUUCUCUCUCGGGAUCCCUUCCUCUUUCGCCGGGCGUGGUCCAGAGGCAAGCGCACGCGAGGAACAAACCACGCGGGUCACGGGAGACUCGCGCCUCCCGACGAUCGCCCUCACGCGUCCCCCUGGAGAGCCUGCAGCGGGGCCGGACACGCGCGACAGGGCCUUGCCGGCGGAGAGGCAGAGCGCAGCCGUCUCUGUCUCGGGAUCCUCGCGACUUGUCUCAGCUGCAGGCCAACGCGGACUCGCCGCGUCUUCCCUCGCGGCGCCGCCACGCGACGGCCGCGCUGCGCAAGAAACUGAGCCCUCUUCCGUGGCGCUGACGCGACUCGCGUGGUGCGGAACUCCGCCUGUCGAAGUGGCGUGUCUCCUCCUCUUCGCCUUGCGACUUCUCGCGCUCUUCCCCGCCACAGAAGCGUCGGAGGCGACGGGAAGGGAAGCGGCCGAGGACGGAGGCAGGGAUCGACUCGGCGCGCAGAGAGAAGAAAACAACCUGCGAGAGACUGCCGCGCGGCUCCUCCACCGCACGCUCUGUCGCACCGUUCCAGGUACACCCGAGGCGCGAGCCACACGCACACCCAGGGGGACGGGAACGAAGGCGAAAAGAGACAGCAGAGACAUGGAGGCAGGAAAGAAGAGGAAGAAACCACUCGAAAUACCGUCCGGCGCUUUCCUCCGCGUGGUCCUGAUCGUUGCCUCUUUGAUCGGUGCCGUGUACGCAUCCUUUCUUCAUGAGCUUUUUUGCACGGCUCCUGCUCGCUCUCUUGCGCCUUCUGGCCUCGUCUGGGAAGCGGCUCCUUCGGCUCUAUCUCGCAGUGUCUUCUUUCUCUUCUGCCUCCUCCCCUUGUUCGUCCCCCUCUUCGUCGCUGUGCCUCAUCCCUGUCUCUGCACUGUUCAACUCCGUUGUCUGUCAGGGCUCCUCUUCCCUCUGCUGCUUGACGCUCUCCAGCAGCCGCGCCUCGACCGCGCCCUGCCCGUCGUCUUUCGGUGUCUUGCCACGAUGGCGAGCUCCCGUGCAGGCGCCGAAGCGCGGAACACACACCGACGCACAGACCGUUCACGCGAGUCCACACCACCUUACCUCCUCCCCAUGCCAUUUCCAGAGGAAACAGAUUCGCCUACGCUCCCCCAGACCCUGUCUUCUUCCGCGUCUUCCUCUUCUUUCGCGUCUCCCUCUUCUUCGCCUUCUGUGGCCUGGCUGGGGCUCUUGACAGAUCCCAUCUUUGUGAGGAGACAAGCGGACACGUUGUCUUGGCUUUUCUUCUACGCAGGAUCAAAUCCGGUGAGGCAAACGGAAAUUUCAAUCGGAGCGCUUGAGGCUUUAAAGAGCCUCCGCCCCUUUUUUUUCUGCCCUCCAAGUCCUUCUGCCUUCCCCUCGUCCUCGCUCUCUUCCUCACUCUCUUCCUCUUCUUCGGGGAUGCAGGGUGUCUCGAGUUCUGAGUUGUCUGUGAAGGAUGACGCGUUUCGCGCGAGGGAAGAAGGCUCUGUCUCCGCCACUGAGGGGCUGGGAGCGCAGGCAAAUUCCCACCUGGAUCGGUUGCUGGCCGCGCUCGCCGCCGCCCGAGAAGCGCAACCGUCUCUUGCGGUGGCUGUACACCCGCGCUCGAGUCUCCCGCCCGCGCUGAAGUGCCUCCUUUCGUGUUUGCCGUGGACAGCAGAACUGGCGAGUCAACUCCUGCUGCAGAUCCGCGCGCGCAGAUCGGCUCUCGAGGCGUUCCUCGGCUCCGUCGGUGAGGCGCGCGCGACGGCGUCGUCUCUGCAGGAUUUCUUUCUUGUCCACUGUCUCCGAUCGCUGCUCGCCGUCGCGUCCACGCUGCGGCUUCUCGCUUCCCAGUUCCGCGAACGCGACUCCUUCCCCUUCGCGAAACAGGUUCCGGGAAUCUCGGUCGGGUCGCGGAGCAAGAGUCGCGAGGACGCCCGCGAGGCGGCGCACGCAGCCUCGUCCCACUCCUUCCUCGCCCUCCUUCCGCGCGCUCUCCCUCGAUACGACGUUCUCCUCCUGCAUCUCGUCGCCGUCUCUGCGCGCGAAGCUUCUGCGCCGUUUCGCCGAGCCUUUCUGCGCGCUCUCUUGGGGAUUGCCGUCGACGACCCGACCGCCUUCGCAGGCCUCGCCUCGCCCGUCGCCUCUCGCCGCACCACGGAGGGGAGAGGCGCGAGGGGCGGGCGGCGCGGAACCGCGACAGGCGCGGGACGCGAGGGAGCAGGCGGACACUCGAGGCGAGAGAGCGACACCAACGCGGCGUCCCAGGCCGCCUCGCCUCCGACUUUCGGCGAGAAGCCGCCGUGGGUUCGCGUCCUUGACGAGAGACGCAGCCGCGAGGACGAGGGGAGACUUCGGUUGGCCCAAGGCCGGUACGUGGGCGCAACUCGCCUAGGAGACGUGACGCGCGACGCUCUGGCCGAUGGACUGGUCUUCGCCACGCGUGCACUUCCAGCACUCGCGCACGCGCUCCACCACAUCCCGCUCGCAAAACCGUCGCCUCCCCAGUUCGCGUCUUCUCGCCCCGUCGCCGUGCCUUCCCCGGCCGAGGACCGCUCUCUCGCGGAGGUUCUCGCAGCCGCCGUCGCGGCCGAGGCGCUCGCCGCAGCGCAGCACAACAAUGCGGCGGGGAAGCGCCGCUGGCGGGGCUUUCUGCGCGCAGCUGAGGCCGCCGCGACCGACGACCGCCGCGCGCUCCUGACGGAAGACACGGCUAGCUGCACGGUGAGUUGGCUAGCCACGGGCCCCGGCUCCGCGUGGCUCCAGAGCGAGCUCGCGCUGCCUGCGGCGAGUCUGCUGGCUGCACUCGUUGUCGACGCCGGCGCGAAGGACGCGCGGCAAAAGGCGACGCCCCGCGACGGGACGCGCACCGCGUCGCCUCCCACGGAGGCCGAGACGGGGCGGGGCCCGCGCGGAAGAACUUUAGGCGCGCUUUCAGGCGGCGACGAGGCGGUCGGUGUGGCGAGUUUUGGCGACGAGGAGUCGCGAGAAGACGCGGCGUGCCCACAGUUCCCAGUGUCGGAAGGCACAGCUUCCCACCUGGUCGUCGCGCGGACGCUUGCGAUUGUGGCGAGCAGCGACGCAACGUUUCAAGACGUCGCGCGUUUCCUCGCUCACGUCGAGGCCGUCAGUCGUCCCAAGGCGCGGUUGAUGAGUUCGUUUGCGUUCUUCGGGAAGUCCGAGGCGCAGAUGAAGGAGGAGAAACUGCGGAGCCUGUUGGUUUUUUGCCGGGGAGUGUGCGCGGCGAACGCGCCGGCGUCGUGCUUCUCGCUCGCGCGUCUUUUCGUCGUGGCUCAGGAAGGCGACUGGCUGCUGCGCGAGCGGCUCGCGCGGGGCCCGGACCUGUCGCCUUCCGAGCCCGCGAAGGAGGCGGAGCGCCAGGAGGGCGGCCUCGCCUCAGCCUGGCAAGGCUUCGCGUCUCUCUGGGCGACCACACCCAAUCCGUCGCGGCCGCAAGCGGAAGGCGGCGACUUGGAGAACGACCCAGGCGGGAGCGCGGUGGCCGAAAGGAUUCUUCCCUCGUUCUCGUUGGAGCUAGAUGCAGAUGCAGACGCGGGCGACGCUGCGAGGCGCCGCGAGACGGUGUCUCCUGGGGAGACAGGAGCGGCGGAAGGCCAGUCAGCGGGACAGACGGGAAAGGCGUCGAAGGCCGGAGCCGGCGGCGACAGUCCGUCGCGAGGCGCGGGAGCGGCGGGAAAGACGUUCGCGACUUUCCGGAAGGACGGGGAAGCGAGGAGUGCGUUGAAGAGAGACGACGCGCUGAACGUUUUCAAGCAGGCGGCGCGCGCCUGUCGGUCGACGGCGCUGCGCUGGAAGACCGGGGAAGGCGACGUUGACCACAUCGCCAUGGUGCAGCAGCUCACGGCGGAGAUCGACGCCGUUCUGGGCGCCGUGGAGGCCGCGGAGACGUUCGCGCCGGCGCCGCUCGACCCGCGAGGCGAGUCGCGCAGCGUGAGCGACUCUGAGCGGAAAAAGCAGAGAGAAGGCGAGGCCGAAGGCCGCGAAGCCCGCGAGGCCGGGACGUCGAUUGCUGGCGACAGUUCGGCGAGCGGGGAAGACCUUGACGGGCGCGGGGCUCCUGUUCCCUCCGAGACAGAGCGGUCGGCCGCGCGCCGCGCGACGCUCCUCUCGUUUGUUCGCCUCCUUCUGCCGCUGCAUGCGCUCGCGGGGAACGACGACAACGACGGGAUGCUCGCCUUGGUGGCCCUUCGCGCUGCAGUCGGUGCACACGGUCUCAGAGACGUCCUCGAGGGGAUUUCUUCUUCUGGGGAGCUCCGGAACCGCAGAGAAGACGAUGCGCUGAGGCCGUUGGACCCGACACUUUGCACAUUUGCGCCUGUGACGCACUCUGGAGGAGACGCGCUCGCCUGGAGCGCGUUUCUGUUGCCGCCGACCUUCGCGAUGGCUCAAGACGCGCUUGCGACUGUGGCUGAGCGUGACGCGGAAGAGCGCGCGAGGCGACAUCAAGACGCCGGACCUCGACAGCGAGAAGACAGGAGAGGGCGAGAGAACCCGACCCGAAGGCGAGCCGAGGAACAGCCUGGCCAGCGCGACGCUCAGAGCGAGGGGGGAGGUGAAGUGUCGACUGGCGACGACUCAGCGACACAAACGGACGAGAAGGCGCAGCAGAGCGGCGACUCGACACGCGGCCGAGGCGACGGCCGUCGCGCGGUGUCGCCGGAUUCCCCUCCCGCAGGCCUCUCGCGUUUCGGGGCGGAGGCACUGCUGAAGGUGCCGUUGGUUGACGUCUUCACGCGGUUCGCCGAGCUCGCGCUGUUUGCGCUUCUGCCGCUCGUCGCGGACCCGACUGGGCCGUCUCGACAGCUCCGCUGGCUCGGGCGCGAGGUCUGCGCCGCGCAGACAGUCUGGCUGCAACAGCCGAACACGAAUCCGGCGGCAUGCGAUCCCCUCCUUCCUCUGGUGACGCUUCUUCGUCAGCGAGGCCACGUCGUUGUUCGUUGCCCGAGUGGCGCUUCAGGAAAGCCUUGGCGCUCUGGUCUCCUUCCUGCGCUUCGAUGCAUGGCUGCACUCCUCACUCGAAACCUCCCUUCUUCUCUCUUUUCUCUUUGUCACGCUUUGGUGGAUGUGGGAGAAAGGGAAGAAGGAAAGGGGCCGGGGGUGUACGACGGUGCGGGUCGAGAGAGUCAACUCCUCUUCCCCGUCGACGGCGCGGUCGCUUCGAUUGUGCUCCUCCACAUCCUCUGUCUGUUGAAGGCCUUGAUUCCGUCCUCGGUGUCGGCGUCUCUGCGCCAUUUGUGGGUCUCUCCUCCCCGCGCCUUCUGCGUGUUUCCAAUUCCGUCCACAUCUCGCUUUUUCGCGGCGCCUUCCCCACACCCUCACCAGCGGAGCGGCACGCCAGUCGGCGCCUCCGCUGCCCCUCUCCGUCCGCUGCAUGCGACAAGCUCUCGUGGCCCAGACGCGUCUUCGCGUUUUCAGGAUCCAUUUGUUCCGCUCCCGCGUCUUCCUCUUGAGGCGGUCGACGAAGAAUUUCACGCAGCUUUCGCACAAGAACGCACUCACGCGCUUCCCUCGCCCCGCACUUUGCCCCUCCUGCCAGUCGACAACCCCCAGCCGUUCCCCGCCCAUCCCCUCGUGGAUGCCAUGCAACGCAGUCCAGGAGCCGGCAGCCGCUCCGCUGCAUGCGGACGCGGUGUACAUACACCCCAGUGCGGCUUCGGCGCGGUCGAGGGAGGCGCGGCCCCGUCUUCCUCGCACGCUUCAAGUGCGGAUGCAGGUCGUGUGUCGUUCCAGCGACUCUUUGAGGAGAGCGAAGCAGGUUCCGCGAUCGACCGUGCAGCCCAUCAAGUGGUCUUGGCGCUUCAUUCGCAGCGAAUGGCGUGGCCAGCGACUGCCGUCCUCUUUAAGGGAAUCCACUUUCGCCUCGCCGCGUCUCCAAAUCCGUUUCUGCGGUGGAAGACCUUGAGGCUCCUCUCUCUUCUCGCGGCGCGGGCCCCGCCGCUCGCGCUGCCGCCGGCGCUCGCAUCCACUCUCUUCGCUGUCGCGCAGCGCGUGACGCGGGAUUGCGGCUCUCCCGUCUAUGACGCUCUGACUCGCCUCGACUCCGCGACGCCUCCGCGGGCCCGCGGCCAUGCUGCUGACUCACCCGCUUCUGCUGUCCAUUUCUCGGCGGCGUGGGUGCACUGUCUCCUGCUGGUUCUGCCGCACUUGGGUGACCCCAUCGAAGAGAACCGGGAAAUGGCGUGCGCGGCGCUCCGAGAGUUGCUCCUGAGGUGUACAGACACCGCGCGACUGCUGCGCGUCCUAGAGCGCGAGUCGGCCGACGACAUCCGCGAGCAGACGCCGCACGGCAGCGACGCGCCGCCGCAGGUCUGGAGUGAGCAAAGUGGAGAGGCGUCGGCGCGUGGGAACGAGGGCGGCAACGCGCGACAGACACGGUCUACCUUCUCGGCCUUCGCGCUGCUGCCUUCACAGCUGGGCGAGGCCGGCGCGGGCCUUGCCUUCGACGCCGCGUGGCCCACCGCGCGUUUCCGAGAGACUCCAGGCGAGAUGCAAGGCCUCUCAGACGACAGCCGUGCAUCUGCGUGCGAAGAUCUCCUGCACUGUCUCGUCGCUGCAGUGGCGCAUGCAGACAAGGCGCUUUCUGGUCAGCUUCUCUCCUUUUUUCUCCUGCCGCUAGCAGAAGACGACGUCGGGACCGCAGCCCUCGUCGCCCUGCGCUACUGCGUCUUCUUCCUCGCCCAGAAACGACGCUCGCUCCUCGCCGGAGAUCCUUCUUCCAGCUUCACCCCGAAACAGGCCGCCGGCGCAGGGGCGACUCGCGCCGCGGACCAGGGAGACGAAAAGACACCGAGAGGAGACAAAGAGACUACUCCCGCGCGCGGACGGUCGCCAGGAGAAGUGGGCGCGUCGGAAGCCCGUGCAGAAAGCGUGCGGCAGUCCGAGAGCGCUCGCCUUGUCGCGGACGGUUCUGGGGCCUCGGGAGAGCCUCUGUCAGACAAAGCGUGCGAGAAGAGCGAAGAGAGGAAGGGAGGCGACGGGGCUGAUGCUUCGUGUUUCUUCUCGCCUCUACCACUCUCUGAAGUGCCUGCUCCAGAGCCAGAGACCGCGCAAGAGCGCCAAGCGCGCCUGUUCACUGCGGCCGUGAUCGACCUCCUCAAUCGCCGACGAAAGGCGCUGUGUGCGGACCUCGAGAGACACCUUCGAGAACUGUGGGAGAAGGAAUCGCCUGCCGCCUCCCCUCACGCACGAGUCGUGCCGGGAUCGCAUGCGGCCGAGCGCUUCGGGUCUCCGAGCCCCGACCGAAACUCGGCACAGACGCGAGGCAGCGAAUCACCAGAUGCAGGCGUGUCUCUCGGACGCAUUUCCCAUCUCCCCUCACGUCCAUUUCCUCUCGCUUCUUCUCUCACUUCUUCUCUCGCUUCUUCUCUCACUUCGUCUCAGCGCCCGUCCCACGUGGAUGGGGAUUGGGGUGUCUCUUGGGGCACGGAGAUCUGGGGUUUCGCGACUUUCUCUGCAAAGGGCGACGCGGCCGAGCUGGAAGAGCGCGCGGCGCUCGUGACCGAGCCGCUGGUCCAGCACGAGGCGCUUCGCUGUGUGAGGGAAGUAGCCGUCACUUCCCUCUUCUCCGUCCUCGCAGUCUUGAUCGAAAACGCGAGGGUUCCGCUCGCACGGAGCGGCGCGCCUGCCUUCCAGGGGUUCCGUGCCGUCGAGCCCCGCGCAGAAGACGCCCUCGGACGGCAAGGGAAGCGCGAAAAACUCGACGCGACUCUCAGAGCGCCUGGCGCCUCGUCCCACCCGGCCUUAAAUCCCCCGUCUGCAGCGCUCACGACGCGCCCCGGCCCUUGUUGCUUCGCAUCGCUUCCCCGUGAUUUGCCUCUUCCCAGCGCUUCGAACGUCUCUUCUCAAGGUGAGAAAUGCGGGAAAGGCGCGGCGCAGGAGUCGCGCACCCCUGCGCCUGCGUGGCGCAUUCGAGGCUGCGUCCACAGCCUCUUGAUGAGCGUCAUGGCCGAAGACAGAGAUCUCGUCAAAAAACUCCUGCGGGCCUUCACGGACAUCAUCAACAACGCGCCGUGCACAGUUCCUGUCGCGCGAGCCGUUCUUUCCUCGCAGCGAGAACACCUCUCACGUUUCGCCCGUCCGGAUUCUUUCGCCUCCACGCGCAGUGGCGAGGAGCGGGACACCCAGCGGCGGAAGCGCGCCGACAGAGACGCCGACCUCGCCGCGGGAGAGACAGUCGAAGAUGUCCUCAAUCCGUCUGUGCACCAGGCGACCCUUCUCCUGCUUCUGCUCGUCUCCGUGCGCGCGAGAGAGAGCGAGCGAGGCGCGCAUGCAGCACUUCUGGACGCCCAGCGAAGCGUCGCGGGGGCGUCUCGGCGCGGGGACGGACACGACGCGCGUUUCUCCACCCUCGCGGUCUCCGCCUCGGCUUCGCUUUCCGUCGCGUUUGCGUGCGGCAGCCCGAGUGGAGCAGUGGCGAUGUCCCGGGCGGUUUCCCGCCAUUUCCCGCACUUGUUUGCGACCGCGCUCCUUCGCCUCGGCGCCUGCUUCGAGCCUUCCUCGUCGCCCGUCUCCGCUGAAGCACCUGCGCAAACCGUCUUCGUCCCUGCAUGCGCCGCCCACCAGACAGGCAGAACCCCCGCGGGAAGCGCCGAGUUUUUCUUCGCGGCCCGCGCCGGCAGCUCUGCCGAGUCAGAGACCGCGGGGGUCGCCUCGACGGAGUUUGCGAUUCCGGCGGUUCCGGACUCGCGAGAACAGCUGCCGGAGAGCCAGGCGCAACGCAGUCGGGAGACGAGCGCGACUGAGGAAGCGAGAGAGAAGGAGAUGCGCGAGGGCCUCGCGGAGACGCAGAGCAGGGAGCGCGACAGCGGCUUGGCGAGACAAGACAAGGUGGAAGACGACGAAGAGGCGCGCGACGACGCACAAGAUCGGGUGUUUCCCGUGACAGUGAUCUCUCGGCAAGAAGCCGUCGAAGCGGUGGUGGCCCUCAUCCACGCCAUCGUCCUCACGGCCCAGGAGACAGAACUUCUCGCCCUGUUGGAAAAAGGGAACAUUUUGGAAAACAUGAAGCAAGAAAACGCCUUCCUCGACGCCAUCAAAGACGCCAUGACGUUCUUUCUGUGUUUGCGGCCUGGGGCUGCAAGCUCGGUUCUCUCCUUUGUUCUUCCGUUCUUUGAGCGAUCGGCGAAGAUGCAAGUGUUGGUGGCGAGCGCGUUGGCCGCCGCCGUCGCGUCUUCGCUUCUUCUCGCCUCGCGUUUCCCGUCGCUCGCGCUCUCUUCGAACCCGCCUGGUUCCGGCGCGGGACGCGGCCGCGCGUUCUCCAGAGACUCCGCGAACGCCCGCGACGCAGUCGCCUUCCUCUUCAGCGUCGUGCAGGCGACCAAGGCAGGCUCUUUGAGCCUCGUCUCUGCCUCAGCAUCGGACCUUCCGUUUGCGUCUCCGCAAUCUCUUCACGGGCUGGGUCGUCUGGACGCCUCCUCGGUUUGUGCGUCGCGAGUUCUCCUCGGCCAACUGACGGAGGCUCUUUUGCAUGCAUUCGACCGGUUCGCCUACUUGCCGGGGGUUGUCGAGGAGACGCUGAAGCGCGGCGCGGAGGAGAGCGACGAGGUUCCCGCGAACGCAGCGUCUCCCUCGCGGUCUUGGUUUUUCUUUGGGCGACCGUCAACUGCGGAGGAAGAAAGCGAAGAGAGGCGGCGCGAAAAGUCUCGGGCGAAGACUCUCGCGCUGCAGAAGAAACUGCUGCAUCGGAUUUCGUGCUGGCGAACCUUCGACCCCUUCGCAGUCGACGGCGUCGAAGAGAAGACCGACGAGGAAGCCGCAGACAGUAGCGUCUUUACAGCGCUCUCUGUGCUCUUCGGUGCGCUAGCCUCUCUCACCGUGCUCUGGGCGGAGGUGCUGGGCGAAGCGCGAACGCGUGGACAGGCCGGUCCAGAAAAGACAAACGAGAACGAGACGCCUGCAAGUCUGUUUGGAAGUGAAGACCUUGCAGCCGAUGUCGUCACAACCUUCAAAACGGGGCUGUGCCUCGCCCCCUUCCUGUCGCUGACCGUCCUCGACCUUUCGUGGGAACGCACUGCUGCCACGGGAGCGGCGGAGAUGGCUGCGGAGGCAUGUCAGGCCUGCGUCUAUGCAUGCGCGGCUGCAUGCAGCGUCCCUCCGGAUGCCUGGCCUUCGCUGCGGGCCCCCGCAGAGCUUCUCGCGGUUCUCGAAGACGCGCUGCUUCGACCGCACCUGCUGACGCCUCUUCUUCUCCAAACCACUAACACUCGCCUCAGAUGCGCGGUCUUCCAUCUUCUCUCAAAUCUCCUCCUCUACCGGCACCAACUCCGUGUCGUCCGUGCACCGCCUUCCUCUUCGUCUUCUUCGCUUUUGCCGCCGUCCGGGGAUCCCGCGCCUUCCACGUCCUCUUCAGCCGCGAGCGCCUCUACAGCCACGUCCCAGGCCUCUCGCGCGCAGCCUAGCGAAACCGAUUCGAAAACCGACUGCGAAACCGAUUCGAAAACCGACUGCGAAACCGAUUCGAAAACCGACUGCGAAACCGAUUCACAAACCGAUUUGGGGGUUGACGUCGCGCAUCUGGAUGAACUUUUGGUGUGUGCGACAGUGCAUCUGGUGUCGGAAGACGAGCGACUUGUCCUCGCAGCUGCGGCGCUUCUCGACCGCGCCUUGCCGCCGUUUCUUCUCUCCGGCGCGGCGGAGACUCCCGCCUCUUCUGUCUCCUCGCGUCGUGGGCCUUCGCCCCUCGACUCCGCUGGCGAGCCCGAUGCUGACGCCGUCCCUCGCGCGAGAGCGCUGCUGAGGGACUGCCUGGCCAUGCUGGGAGUCGACGGCUCUCCAGGCGCUGCCUGGUCUGUCGCAGCGGUCGAAAGCACGAACUUUCGUCCUCGCGAAAAGCGCCCUCGUCCGCCGCUUCUCCGCGCGCAUGCAGUUCAACAGUUUGUCCUCGGCCUCCUUCCUCUCCUCCUCCGCACUGCAUCUUCCGGCAGCCCUGCGCAGUCGCCGCGUUCCUCUUCUUCGUCGGCUGCGCGAGGUCGGGAGUCCCGUCGCGGGAGUGUCGACAGAGAGGGCGUCUCUGGGAGGCUUCCGAGGAAGGAAGAAGAGCUCGAGUUUCGGCGUUUCGGGACGAGCGUGGAGAUGGGCGUUCAGGCGGCCUUGCCGGUCUUUGGCAAGAAGCGCCGCGCCGAGGGCGGCGCUGUGUCCGGCUCUGCGUCCGGGAUCGCCGCGUUUCAACUGCAUGCAGCCCCGCACUGGUUGGCGCGCCUCUUCUCCCUGUUGCUCUGGGCGCGGGUCUACUUCCCGCCGGAGACGUGGGAGCUGAGCGUGGAGCCGGAGGCGCACUUGGUCGAGGCUCAGAAGCGACAGACGGAGAAGCGCGUGAAGCGGCGGCUCGAGAAAGUGCUGUAUGGACACCCGGACGCGGCGCUCGCUGCGUCGAAGGCGGCUGCGCAACUGAGUGCCGCGAAGAAGCGCGGCGAGUACUUCUUCGAGGCGCAGAAGCUCCCCGCGGGGCUCGCCUCGGUCUUUGGCGGUGGGCCAGAAGACACGGCGCAAGGUCUCGAGGAGUCCGCAGAAAAACUCUUCAGAAACUUCACGGCCUACUUUCGCCUAGGCGGCGAACCCCUCGGCGACGACGCGGAGACAGGCGCCGGGGGCGGAGCGCCGCACGGAGACGCGCAGACGCGCGACAAGGAGAGGCGAAGCGGCGACGCAGACGGAGAGGGAGAAGCGGCAGAGGAAGCAAACGAAGACGUGGAAGAGCUCAGCUCCGACGAGGACAGCGAAAGGGAAGACGGCGAGGACUUGGCUGUCCGCGCGGAACUGCGCCGGUGGCGAUACAUGGAGACGUUUCUUCUCGAGGACGGUUUGCCUGCCUCGCGGCUUCUCGGGGUGCGCGCUGCGAAUCCAGCCGACUUUUGCCUCGGCGAUGAACCAGCUGUUUUUUUCUACAGCUCGCCUGCCGUCGCGCGCCCGACCGAGCGCGCCGGCGAAGGAGACGCUUUCGGAGGCCGCCGGAAUGGUUUGCAGGAGCGAGCGCGUUCUGCGCGGAGAGAAAACCUGCGCACGCGGAGGAAUGCCAAAGGGGGAAAGGACGAGGCGGGGCGAGCGCUGGCGGACGGAGCGAGCUCGAAACCCCGCAACGAACCCGCGACGGCUGUCGACCAAGCGGAGUUGUUCCUUGGAAGCAGCUGUUUCGCCCUCGCCGUCGUCCGAACGAUCGCCGCCAUUCUCGAAACUGUCCCUGAAGAGACGCGGUUGCGCGUCAGAGACUUCCUGCGCCUCGAGGCCCUCUCGGUGGCGACGACGAGGCAAAUCUGUUCUGUCUUGCCAGUCGAGCCCAAGUCCCGCGGGGUUUCAAAGGACGAAGCGGUGGCGGAAACGCCGCUCGACUUUCGCGCAGCGGCAGCGAUUUCGCUGGGUGCCCUCGCUCUUCUUCAGCCUUCCAUUCGUUCAGAUGUCGCUUGA
Messenger RNA from Neospora caninum, 17400 nucleotides. RefSeq lists its product as hypothetical. The transcript has 11 exons. The record is from RefSeq and is a predicted model, not a curated record. Lineage: Eukaryota; Apicomplexa; Conoidasida; Eucoccidiorida; Sarcocystidae. Bases 1 to 17400 code for a protein of 5799 amino acids.